Molecule: messenger RNA, 2308 nt
Organism: Labrus bergylta (ballan wrasse)
Lineage: Eukaryota; Metazoa; Chordata; Actinopteri; Labriformes; Labridae
Product: protein SPMIP1
Source: RefSeq, a predicted model, not a curated record
CGGACACUCGAGCAACUACAUUUUGCACUUCCUCAUUGGCUUAAUUUUUCAAGACCGGAGGUUGCCACUUGGCAUUGACGGAGCACUGAAGGAGUGCUACACUUUCAAUGUCAUGCUAGUUUUCGAAAAUGACCAACCCUGCCUCUAAGUUUUGUUGUUCUGAAGAUAUUUGUUGCUGCUGUUUCUGCUCUAUAAAAAGCCUUUGACUCUUAGUCAAACAUUUCUAUCUCUGUGGGGAUAUGUUAAACAAAAGAUCAUGUUUAGGUUCCGGUGUGUGAGAAAAGAAAAGUGUGUGUGUGUGUGAGUGUGUCUCAUGUUUCUGUGUGUUGCAGAGCGUUAUCUGAUCCACAUCCCAUUUCCACAGAGAAGCUGAUCCUGCACAACUCUGCAACCAGCACACCAAGAUGCGUUACCUGCUGAUGACUCAGAGCCAGAACUGCUACAGAGAGCAGAUCCAGAAGGAGACGAUGACCCGUUUGGCGUGGAAGAGACGCUAUGCCGAGCAUUACCCUUCCUGCUAUAAUCCUGGAAACACUAGUGCAGAAACCACACAGCUGCCCCAUCAACCUGCAGACCACAGGACUGUUCUUCCUACUGUAACCAGGAAACCUGAGAAGAAGAGUGACCUCUCUCCCCCUCCCCCUCCUCCUCCUGUGGUGUCUUUGGACGAGGAGGGACGGCUCAGUGCCCCCCCCCUAAUGAGACCUGUUUCUCCACAGACAAGAAGCGCUCUCUAUCAGGAAUCCUCUCAUCAUGGGAAAGGGCGCAGUCUGUACCUGCAGAGACGUGGGCAGAUCAGACCUGAGGAGAGGUUUGACUUUCCCGUGCUCUCGUCCUGGGAGUACGGCUGGAGGCUCGGUGACUACACUCUGGAUUACACAACUCCGUCCCGGGCCAAGUCGUCAGUGGUGAAGAACACCUUUUACGCCAGGAACGGUGUGUUCAACAACAAGUCAGCCACCGACACCCUCGGCUGAAGUUCAUACUUCAGACAUGAGUUACCAAGAUGUCCGAGUAGUUCAUGUUUGAGGAUUUAGGUGAUUUUAUGAAAACUGUACGUGCACAAUGUUGGUAGUUUAGAUUAUUCUAAUUUCCUUUCAUCAUUUCAUGUUUGAAUGAUUUUGACGCCAUCUUCCUCCUACAUGAAAAAAGUGGCCUCAGUAUUGUGGUAGAACUGGGCCUGCAGAAAAUCAGCAGAAAGAGAAACCCCUCCGAACCUUGGGACGAGAGUAAAUAAAAGAGACUUUCAGAAACUGUUGAGUUGGUAAGUCACCCAGUUUAUUACAUGCAGCAUGGAGAGAAGUUCAGCUAUGCGUACAGGAUACACAAAGUAAGUUCUCUGCCCGCUCUUGGGGCGUACAAUCUUUAUAUACUUGAGCAUAUAGUGUGAUCGAAACUUACAGAGGAGGAUCAAAGAAAAAGGUGUAGCUUUAUCUGUGUCAGCACCUUGUGGUCAGUGUAUAAAUAUGUGAAUGUAGCAAUAACUUGUCCUUGAGAGUUUGAAGAAGUAGUCCUUAUAAGGAGCUGUUGUUGAGUUUGUGUACGUGAGAUAAAACACCUGUGGUGAGGUGAGUAUCGUGCAAGGUUCGUGUGUUGCAGUGGUCAUAUAAGGACACGGUGCAUGUAUACGUGAUAUGUGUAAUGCAUUGGAUCAGUUAAUGAGCAAACAUAAAAGUAUAAAGAAUAUAAGAUUCCACAGUAUGAAUCCUAUACUUCUUGUUUAACUGUCCGUCCACAACACACACAAGCACACACACACAGGUGUAAGGUUAAGUGUCGGACCACCCGAUACUGUUGGAUUCAUUUUUAAUGAACUUCUGGUUUGGUGUCAUUCAGAGAGUUGUACACCUGACACCUCUGUGUUUUUAUAGAGUCAGCUAGUGCAGGAAAUGUUACACACCACAAUAUUAAUUAUUAAAUGUCUAAUUUCACAAUUCCAUUAUGCUUUCUCUUAAAAUAUCCUGUGUUCAUGUUGAACAUCAAUAUGUUUAUUAAUCAUUACUUAUUGUCAUGAUUGGUUCUUGUUAAGUGUUAUAUUUUGUUAAUUUCAGUGUUUAGAAUUCAUUUCCUGUUUUAUUGUGAAUUGUUCCCUCAUGUUGCUUGUAUGUUGCUCAUGUUCCUGAGUUUAAGCUUUAGUGUUUUCCUGUUUCAUUUUGUAGUUUUUGCUGCCAGUGUUUCUGGUCGAUGGUUACUUACUCCCUCUAUGCGUUUCCCUCCCUUUCUGAUUGCACUCAUUGUCCUCACCUGUGUCUUGUUAAAGGCUGAAUGUGCGACAUUUUACACACAAAUAAAACAGAAAUCCAAUACA